UGUCGCGAAGUACGCGAUGAUUGUAAAUAAUAGACAGCAACACUUAAGCCCGGAAACGUAAAAUAAAGAACAUGAAAUUUAGUCUAUGGUAAGUGACGCUCUUUUCUCCUUUUCAAAUGUAUCAUGGUUGUUGCAUAUCUAAUUUGUUCAAGUAAAAGUUAAUAUCAGUGAUAGUGACUCAAGAUUUCCUGUUUCUUGCUCGUGAAAGAAAGCUAAGUAUUUAGCAUAAGAUAAAAUAAAACGAAUUAUCAAUGUUUGGAUUUAUUCUAUAAUGGUUUGGUUUUACAAUUUCUCACUAUGUGCUUACUCUGUUCAAUGCUGUUUAGCUGGCAUGCAAGUGUGGCAUGCAAAUGAAACUAAGGUGUUAAACCACGCAUACAAGUCAUGUAUGCAAUGGAAUAAUAGGUAUAAAAUACCUUGAGGCAAUACUAACAUGCAAGCAGCGAUUGCAUGACGUAGGAGCUUGGCCAAUAUGGCAUCGCUUUGGGUGGCAUGAGAUAUCUGUACGAAUUAUGCUCGGAUGAUCUGGUUGCCGACCUAUAACAAGCUCAUACGUACCGGGUCUCUAAUAACUAAGAACAAGGCUUUGGGCCACCUAAUUAGAUUGAUGUCCUUUGGUACCAGGGGAUAGGGCGAUCUUAAAAUACAAGUACAGUCACAGUAUGUAAUUGUACCCGCCAGAUGUACUUGGCACAAUAAAAGUGCAUUCAUGUGAAAGCACAUCCAUAAGUGUUUGGAAAGUAAGUAAAUAAGUAAUAAAUAUAGAGUAAGACUAUACUGACUACCAUUCCAGUAAACAAUCCAUAUAUAUAUUGAUUAGGUAAAUAUUUAGUGAUUCAAGUGGAAUCAAUUUUAACAAUAUUUAAACAGGUCUGGAGUAAAACGUGGUCUAUGUUGGCCGCUGGCGUUGGGGAACGCUGGAGAUCUUGAGUCACACCGAGUCCAACUUAAUUAAGGUAAGGAUGACAAUAUUCCUCUCAUACUACAGAAGCCUCAAUUACAAUAAUGCCAUAGUAUGUCUAUCAACCAAUCAAUUAACUAAAUCAUAAAGCGAAGCAGAUAUUUAAUCCUACUGGGUUAUAGUUAUUGUUGAACCAAGGCAAGAGUGAUUAAAGGAAUCUUGGAUUACAAUGUUAAUCAUUAUAAAUCUUUAUGUAUUAAAUUCAUCCCCUUUGGUACAUAAAAUUGGUGACAGUUGCUGGGAUAAAUUAACAAAUAUAUAUCAUAGCUCAUAUUUGCUACACAAAGGAUAUAAUAAGAGGCUUCCGUAUGGUGAAUGUGGUCAUCCUAUCUUGAAAAACAGGACAUUUAAUAAGAUAAAUUUACCAAAUAAAUCUGAAAUAUGGUUCGUGGUAGCGACAUCUGUGGAGGAACAAGCAAACCUGACAUCUGUAUCGGAAAUCGAUAGGUGAAUAAAACAUUGUUUCAGGAUAAUUUACGAAAAGGAAAGCAGACGUGCAGCAAGUCUAAUAAAUAUAUGUGGUUGUACUUUAUUUAUUUCGUAGUUUCGUUAAAGGAAGGGGUCCUUUAAUUAUCAUACAAAACUUAAUUUGUCGAGCUUGUAUAACGCAAGGUAAACUUACAAGUAGUUCAACCGCUCCUCGACAGGUGGCACCUCAUUUGAAAUGAGACAGCUAUUCCACCACAGAUGGCGUUGUGAACACGAUUUGUAUAUAAUUAUUUAUUGCAUCAUCAUUUUGAAGUAAUUUAAUAAAAAUACUUUAAAUGAGAUUUGAAUGAAUAAAAACGUAAAACUCGAAAGAGUAAGUACAAAACGGAAACGUAUUUCGUUCCACAGAAAUUACAAGUAUGCAGUGACAUUGACAGUAGUGACAAGUACAAACAGGUUUCAUAAACGCGGCUAUCGACAAACAACUUCGAAUCCUGUUGUUAAUUAUCAAAUUACUUGAGAAAUCCAGUGUUUCAUAAUUGGAAAGUGCUCACAAAUCAAAUAUUAAAGGAAAUCAUUCAUUAUAUCAUCAGGUAACUUCAUAGAUGCUUUAAGAGGAAAUUACAUACUACAUAUCAACAUCAUUGCCCAGUGGUGGAGAGAAUACAUUGCUGUAGUAUUUGAAGAAAAUCUAAUAAAAGAAACUAGGUUCAAUUAAUGACAAGGAUUAUUGCACAACAAUAUUGCUGAAUAAAAAAUAAUAAAAAAUGGAAGAAAUAUAUUUGGAGAGACUAAAUAAAUUUGUAUCUGGAAUAAAAAACCUGUCCAACAGUUCCAAGGUCCUUUGUACUCUGAAGUCGUGGAGUGAUGAGGAGGAAGAACAAGCCAAGAUUGUUUCAGCAAAAUUACAAGCCGUGAUAAACCGAUUUAACACGGAGCUUUACCAAUAUUUUAAUACAGCUACUAAUCCGAAUGCUGAUGAAAUAUCUAUUCUGACGACAGAGCAAUUAAAUGGUGAAGAAGCACUAGCUGAAUUGAACGCGCUUAUACAAUCAAAACGAGACAAGUCUGGUUCUUCAUCCACCUCAAGUCAUCCUACCAAUAGAGGAAAGUUGCCCGAGCUUCAUUUGCCAACAUUUGAUGGGAAUGUUCUUCAGUGGACACAGUUUUGGGAUCAAUUUAACUCGAAUAUUGAUCAAAGGGAUCUGAAAGAUGUAGACAAGCUCCUUUAUCUGAAAACAUCUUUGAAAGGAGAUGCGAAGACCAUUUUAGAUGGAUUGGAAACAACUAAUGAUAAUUACAAAAUAGCUGUUACUAUGCUUACCAGCCGAUAUGGUAGAAAAUCACAGAUAAUUGAUGCUCAUUAUUCAAAACUAUAUAAACUAAAGAGGGCUGAGAACCAGGACGAAUGUAGGAAAACGUUAGACGAUAUUGAUCGGCACCUUAGAAUAUUAAACUCCUUAGGAGAAAAUACUGAACACAAUCACCUGAGAUUCCUAAUUAUGGAGAAAUUCCCCGAAGAUAUUAUAUACGAGUUGAAAUUGAAAUUAAAGGAUGAAUCCAUAGAGGAAUUAAGGAGAGAACUGCAGGUAGUGCUAACAGCCAGAGAAGAUGCUAAAAGAACUUGCAUGGAAGACAACAGCAAAGACAAAAAUUACACAACAGAAACUCUUCUCAUACAAGAGUCAAAAAACAAAAGAAAACCCAAGUCAAGGAAACCAGAUGCUAACAAAAUCAACCAUAAGAGGUUCAAACCAACUGUGACUGCCUUUAGUAAGAUAUAUAACAAUAAACGAAAGUUCAAAGAAGAAGAAAACCAAUCUGCACCCAUUAAAAAGAAAAGGAAGAUCUCAUGUAUAUUUUGUGGUGGAGAUCACUUCAAUGACGAAUGUACCAAUGUCAAAACCAUACCACUUAGAAAGGCAAAAUUAAAUAAUCGCUGUUAUGUAUGUUUAGGUUUAGGCCACGGUGCAAGGACGUGUAAAAACAAAACAAGAGUUUGUCCGCAUUGUGGGAUGAAAGGACAACACAACCGAGCGCUGUGUCCUACAAAGGAACAACUUAAGAAAGAGACUACCACCUCAUUACAUAUCAACGACGAUUCACCUACUGUUCUGCAGACAGCUAUUGUUAAUGCCAUAGGAAGGAACAAUACAGUCAUUAAAUGUCGUGUACUUUUGGAUUGUGGUAGCAUGAGAAGUUAUAUUUUACAAAAGGUAGCUAGAAAACUUAAUCUGGAACCAGAAGAAAAACAAUGUCUUACGGUAUUCACCUUUGCCGGGGAACAACCGUAUGAAUUAGAAAGUCCAUUGGCUAGACUCUAUCUACAAACAAAAACAAAUAAAAUGAAAUUAAUAUACGCAAAUAUCGUGCCUACUAUCACUCGUGACAUAUCCACUUUUAAUAAAGAUUUCUCGGAAUGGAGACAUCGAGACCGGUAUCUUCUAGCCGACGAUGGAUCACUUGAGGAUCAAAUUGACAUCCUGAUCGGAAACGACUAUUACCAAUCACUAAUGUUGUCUGAGAAAAUAGAGAUAAAGGAAAAUCUUUAUCUAGUAGACUCUGUGUUUGGUUGGAUACUAUCUGGUCGAUCGAGAGAGGAAAGGGGAGACGAACUGUCCGUACUCACGUACUUCCAAGCUUCAUAUGAGACCAAGUUAAACGAACCUGAUCCACCGUUGGAUAAUACAUCUAUGAAGACUUUGUGGGACCUAGAAUCUAUUGGAAUUGUCGACUCACCUAACACCAAUAGAGAUGAAGAAGCAAUCAAGCACUUCAACGAAAACACCAUGUUGAAGGAUGGAAGAUACCAAGUCAGCUGGCCAUGGAAAGAUUAUCCUCCACAGUUACCAACUAAUUACGGAUUAGCGUAUGGAAGACUCGUGGGACUCGUUAAGAGACUAGAUAAAGAAACUUUAUCACUUUACGAUAAGACACUAAGUGAUCAAUUGGAAAAGGAAAUUAUCGAAGAAGUUCCUAACGAGAAAGGAAAGGAACAUCCAUUACUUACCGUUUCAUGGAGUAAUGGCCACUGGAAAGCCACUUAGACUCGUCUAUGAUGCUUCAGCUAAAACAAAGAAUGCGAAAAGUCUUAACGAAUGUUUAUAUGCCGGUCCCAUGAUGCUCGAAGACCUUACUGGAUUACUAAUUCAAUUUAGAUGUCAUAAUAUAGGAUUAACUGCAGAUGUAGAAAAGGCUUUCUUACAGAUUGGAUUGAAUAAUGAUGAUAGAGAUGUAACUAGAUUUCUCUGGGUGAAGGACUCUGAAAAACCUGUCACUGAAGACAACCUCAUACAAUAUAGAUUUACUAGAGUUCCUUUCGGAAUUAUCUCAAGUCCAUUUUUAUUAAAUGCAACCAUAAAACAUCAUCUACAGACCUCUGAAGGAAAUUAUACCAAACAAUUAGCUAACAACAUAUAUGUGGACAACCUACUUACAGGCACGGGGUCAGUGGAUGAAGCUUUAGAAUUGUACAAUGAGGCAAAAGAUAAGUUCUUAGAAAUAUCAAUGAAUCUUCGGGAAUGGAGUUCUAAUUCAAAGGAUUUCAUAAAUCAAAUACAGGAUGCGGCACCAGAAACUAUAGUAAAAACUUUAGGUUUAAAUUGGGAAUUGAAGAAAGACUCACUUCAUCUAAGAGCCAAAGUAAUUAAGACCAACAAAGUUACAAAAAGAGGAAUUCUUAAAACUAUAGCGGCAAUAUAUGAUCCUUGUGGAUUCAGUGUACCCGUAGUAUUACCAGCCAAACUACUUCUUCAACAAUUAUGGAAGGAAAAAGUCAAAUGGGACAGCUCACUAUCAGAUGAAAAGAGACAAGAAUGGGUAAAUAUUCUAGAAGAUCUUAAAGCAAUAGAGUCAAUACGUCUACCAAGAAAUAUGACUAUUCCUAAUGAAAGAAAGGCACAAUUGCAUUGUUUCGCAGAUUCUUCGACAGUAGCCUACGCGGCCGUAGUAUACUUAGUACAAAAGGAUAACAUCCAGUUUGUAAUAGGUAAAUCACGCCUUGUGCCUGCCAGGAAUCAAGAAAACCUAAAAAUACCGAAACUUGAACUUUUAGGCGUUUUAAUUGGCAGUAGACUCAUUAAAUAUGUCCUCAAAUUCUUGCAAAUGGAUAGCACAGAAACGAUAUUAUGGACCGAUAGUCAGAUCGUAAAAAGCUGGUUUUAUUCAGACAAACUGUUAGAACCGUUCGUAUCUAGAAGAAUAGAAGAGAUAAGAAGUAAUAAAAACCUAAUCGUGAAGUAUGUUCCAUCUGGACUUAAUCCAGCAGAUGUUGCAACACGACCGAGUACUUCAAAAGAA
Cydia pomonella (codling moth) is the source of this 5689-nucleotide messenger RNA. RefSeq lists its product as uncharacterized. The transcript has 3 exons. Lineage: Eukaryota; Metazoa; Arthropoda; Insecta; Lepidoptera; Tortricidae. The record is from RefSeq and is a predicted model, not a curated record. The coding region runs from base 2158 to 4437 and encodes 759 amino acids.